AUUCUAGAAAGAAAGACGACCAAAUUACUAGUCGCAACGCAACGCAACCAAACGGGGGGAGGUGGUUAACGCGGCCUAACGGUGGUGGACGGCGGUCUAUGAUCUCAAUUCCCCAGGGGCUUCGGUUUGGACGGUAGAGAUGUUUCUAGGAAACAAAGAUAGAUAAAUAAAAAGAUAGAUUAUAUAUAAUCCCCUCCCCUUCUUUUCCUCCUCCUCCUUUUCUCCUUUGUUCUUUGUUUGGGGAGGCAUAGGCAAUGGAUAACAUCGAUGAUGAAUACAAACACUACUGGGAGACCACCAUGUUCCUCCAGACCGAGGAAUUCGACAGCGGCUGGGCCCUGGACGAGCCCUUCUCUGGCGGCUACUACGAUUCCAGCUCCCCCGACGCCGGCCACUCCUCCUCCUCCGCCGCCUCCAAGAACAUUGUCUCCGAGCGCAACCGCCGCCGCAAGCUCAACGAGCGCCUCUUCGCCCUCCGAGCCGUCGUCCCCAACAUCAGCAAGAUGGACAAGGCCUCCAUCAUCAAAGACGCCAUUGACUACAUCCAGGAGCUACACGAGCAAGAGAAGACGCUUCAGGCGGAGAUCGGGGAACUCGAAUCCGGCAAAUCGACGAACAACAACACGGGUUCUGACUUGGACGAAGACACGCCGGCCUUGUCGAGGUUGAGGAAGAGGAAAACUGGUCAGCCUCAUGAUUCCGCUGCCAGGUCGAGCUCGCCUCCCAUUCAAGAUCUCGAAUUAAGGGUGGCGUAUAUGGGAGAGAAAACGGUUGUGGUGAGCAUAACUUGCAGCAAAAGAACAGAUACAAUGGUGAAGCUUUGUAAGGCUUUCGAAUCAUUGAAGCUCAAAAUCAUUACAGCCAACAUCACUGCUUUCUCUGGGAGGCUUUUGAAGACUGUUUUUGUCCAGGCUGAUGAGGAGGAGAAAGAUGAACUGAGGACGAAGAUUGAAAGUGCCAUAACGGCUCUCAGUGAUCCAGGAAGCCCUAUGAGCUUUUGAAGACUCAUUUGUUUGUGGCCACAAGAAUUAUUAGUUCUGUAUUUUGUCGGGGCUGUAAUUUGGUUCUAUUUUACUUUUUCCUUUCUUAUACUUUUCUCUCCCGAUAAAAUUCCAAUAAAUGAAAUGGCUGCGUAAGAAUUGGGGAAAAA
This is a messenger RNA of Diospyros lotus (date-plum), 1150 nucleotides long. Its product is annotated as transcription factor bHLH35-like. The transcript is spliced from 5 exons. Bases 255 to 1001 code for a protein of 248 amino acids. Gene Ontology annotation, biological process: regulation of DNA-templated transcription. Gene Ontology annotation, molecular function: DNA-binding transcription factor activity; protein dimerization activity; sequence-specific DNA binding. The record is from RefSeq and is a predicted model, not a curated record. NCBI's taxonomy places the organism in Eukaryota, Viridiplantae, Streptophyta, Magnoliopsida, Ericales, Ebenaceae. Gene Ontology annotation, cellular component: nucleus.